AUGGACCGAUCGGUCCAAGCGGACCGAUCCCAACCAUCAGCCUCCACUCCAAUAGAAGGGUUGCUGGACCCUACCCCAUCGGCACCAACACCAGGAACUUCAGCCAUGACCAAACCAGUCGCGGCUAGGACCAGAGCAAAAACAGAGCAGCCUUCCUUGGUGGCCCCCUUGAGACAGGUGGAUCAACUAGCAAUCAACCCCAAGAACCCGUCUGAGUCAGUCACGCUGUCCCUGUUCCAACGUGUACCCUUUACCUCUUCAGACCUACUGAAUUGGAAACUUCAUUACGGCCCAUUUAGUGAAAAACCUACGGAAGUGGCAGAUUUAGUGAAAACCAUAGUGGAUGCCCACAACCCCAAUUGGCUGGAUAUGCAACAACUCUUGGGGACAUUAUUCAGCCCUGAGGAAAGGGAGAAGAUUAGGAAUGCAGUGACCGAAAUACUGAAGCCCGAUGUUACACCGUAUCAUUCCAUGGAGGACCUUCUGAGAGAGAAAUAUCCCUCUAGUAAUCCAGAUUUGGAUAUGUAUAGGGAUGACGGAAAAGAACGGCUGAGAGACUAUCAGUCCCUUGUGGUGCGAGCCAUUCGCCUCGCAGGGAAGCCUGUUAUUAAUAUGUCAAAGCCCUCUUUAGUAUUACAAGAGCCCACUGAAAGUCCGGAAGCAUUUUACACCCGUCUCAUAGAUGCCUAUCGCAUGUACACCCCCAUAGACCCCUCAGCCCCCGAGAAUGCUAGGAUGCUGACAAUGGCAUUCAUCUCCCAGAGUGCUCUGGAUAUAAGACGUAAAUUACACCGACUCGAAGACGCCUUGGGAAAGCCCAUGAGUGAACUGAUGGAGGUGGCCCAUAAGGUCUUUGCAAACAGGGAUAAGGAAGAGGAUAGGAAGAAGGAUCAGAAGAUGCAGCGCAAGGCUGAGCUAAUGGCAGCAGCCAUGAUGUGGGCACCAAGAGGACGGCCUAACCCACCAUGUGGCGCGGGGCCCGGCAUGCAAAGGGGCAGGGGUAAUAGUCAGCAAAGAGGGGGUAGAUGGGAACUUGGUCCUAACCAGUGUGCCUUUUGUAAAAAACAAGGACACUGGAAAGGAGAGUGCCCUGAGCGUAAUGGAGGGCAGGGGCCCGGAGACAGGGAAGGUAGAAGAAUGGGAUUGAGGCCGACCGGGUCAGAAAGCCUCCCUGAACCUAUGGUCAGGCUAAAUGUUGGAGGCAAACCAGUCACUUUUUUAGUAGAUACAGGGGCCACCCGAUCAGUUCUGACUCAACCCCUGGCCCAGGCAUCCCAUGAAACCAUUAAUAUACAGGGGGCAACGGGAAACACACUGCAGCGUCCCUUUCUGGAACCCCUCGAGUGUACCUUAAAGGGACAAGCCAUAACGCACCAGUUCGUCUACAUGCCUGAUUGCCCUGUCCCGUUGUUGGGGAGGGACCUACUCUGUAAGAUGCGGGCACAGUUAUCCUUUAAUGAAGAUGGCUCCAUGAAUUUGGGGUAUGGAAAGGUAACCCUGUCUGUGCCUCUGGAAGAAUCCUGGUGGCUAAUGGUGGCUAGAGAUCUCGGGUGUGCUGACGAGGAGAAAUGGAGACAGUUUGAAGUUCCUCAUUUGUGGGCAGAAGAUAACCCCCCCGGCUUUGCGGCACACCAUCUGCCUAUCUUAAUUGAGGAAGUGCCGAUGAAGGCGCCUGUGAGAAUCCGACAAAGGGCGUACCCCCGCCACAUCAUGCAAGCUAUCCAGGACAUUAUUGACUUAUAUUUGGAGCAUCAUAUCCUGGUACCCACCGAGUCGCCCUGGAACACCCCCAUAUUGCCCAUCCUGAAGGGGGAUGGUCAUUUUCAUCCUGUUCAGGAUUUGAGGCCCGUCAAUCUAGCCACAGUGACCAUCCAUCCAGUGGUCCCUAACCCAUAUGUUAUAUUGGGCCUCAUUCCUCAGGCUGCCCAGUGGUUUUCUGUCAUAGAUUUGAAGGAUGCCUUCUUUACUAUACCCAUACACGAAAACAGCCAGUACUUGUUUGCCUUUGAGUGGGAAAACCCCAAUAUGGGUCGAAAGCAGCAGUACACCUGGACUAGGUUGCCCCAAGGGUUUAAAAACUCACCAACUCUCUUUGGGGCAGCUCUUGCCAAGGAUUUAGAGGCUUUACACAUACUGGCCCCGGAUGUAGUGUUGCAGUAUGUGGAUGAUUUGUUGAUGACAGGGCACACCGAAGACACUUGCUGAAACAACACGAGCGAACUGCUCUCACUCUUACAGAGUCUAGGCUACAAGGCCUCUAGAAAGAAAGCACAAUUAGUCCUACCCAAAAUCAGAUAUUUGGGCUAUGAUAUUGAGCAAGGGAAGAGGACUUUGGGCCAUGAACGGAAGGAGGCUAUAUGCCAACUCCCUGUACCGACAAACAGGAGAGAAUUGCGAGGCUUUCUGGGAGCAGCUGGCUUUUGCCGUAUCUGGAUUCCUAAUUUUAGCCUCAUCGCAAAGCCUCUGUAUGAGGCCACCCCAUGGAAUAAGGUUGAGGAGGCUAGCUUCCAGUCCCUCAAACAAGCCCUAUUGCAGGCCCCUAGCCUAGGUCUCCUGGAUCUGGAAAAACCAUUUCAGUUGUUUGUUGACACUAAGCAAAAUGUUGCUGUGGGAGUCCUCACCCAGAUUAUUGGCACAUGGCACCGCCCUGUAGCGUAUCUUUCUAAACAGCUUGAUAACGUAGCCAAGGGGUGGCCGACUUGCCUUAAGGCGGUGGCUGGGACUGCUAUCUUGACCCAGGAAGCCACCAAGUUGACCUUUGGGCAGCAUCUGGAUAUCUAUACCCCCCAUGCUCUUAAGUCGGUCUUGGAAAUGAAGGGCCACUUGUGGUUAACUAAUCCCCGGAUGCUUAAAUAUCAGGGGCUUCUUACCCAUAACCCAAUGAUUACUCUAACCCAAUCUACCUCAUUAAACCCUGCCACAUUAUUACCUGAACCUAACACAGAACUUGUGCACAAUUGUGUCCAGACUAUUGAGGAGACAUAUGCGAGUCGUCCCAACAUGAAAGAUAUACCCCUCUGUUGG
Messenger RNA from Pseudonaja textilis, 3024 nucleotides. The record is from RefSeq and is a predicted model, not a curated record. Lineage: Eukaryota; Metazoa; Chordata; Lepidosauria; Squamata; Elapidae.